GGUGCCGAAUCUUCUCCUCCAGGUCGCAGUUCUUUAGCCUUUCAGCUGACUCCUGUCAGUCCACUCACGCAUGGUCGCAUCGAGGGCGACUGGCCAUUGCAUCAGCUCCCCUCGGCUGGCCUCCUAGCCAGCGAUGAAGAUACUCUGGCCGCGUGCUGUGGCUCUAGUUCUUUGCCUGCUGGACUACAGGGUCUUUCGCCAAUCUCGUCAAGCAGUCGACAAGCUGCUGCACCAGGCUUCUUUGCUGCUACUGCUGCCAAUUCUCUUGCCUCUGAUGGCGCGACUCACGAUGCUGACUCUGAUAGCCCCAAUCCCGAUGUUCAUGAGCCCCACUGCUCUGGGGCGUUUAAUUGCUGCCUCUGUCCUACAUGUGGAAGCCAGACUCCUUCAGCCUCAGGACCUGCUCCUUCCAUUCUACAUGGCCGCCUUCCAGCCAGCCCUGACCUUUCUCCGAUUUUAUCCCCAAUCCGACCCACCCACGAACAUCCAUUUGCGGAAUUUCAGUCGGCGUCUUCGCAAAAACUGGGUGCCAUUUUCCCAAAGACAGACCUUGGGUGGAGGACCGGACCUCAUUUCCUUCCGGACUCGCAUGCGGGCCAAGAUAAACCUGCCAUAAAUGCUCAGAUGGCAACUAAUAUUGCCACUAGUACAUCACAGGAGUACGCAGUCGCCUCUACACGCCUUGCUGGUCCCUGUCUUUCACCGGACCGGGUCUUCUCUCCCGAGCCUCUCAGCCCUUCGCUUGUGGACGCUGCUAGUAAUACCACGUCCCCUGACGGAUGGUCUGUCCCUAAUGCAGAACAAGUCUCAUGUGAUAGGGCAAUGUCGCUUGCUACAUGUUCGAUUCUCACCACGGCAUCUGAAUGCAGUAUGAUGGACCAAGACUGA
Molecule: messenger RNA, 888 nt
Organism: Protopolystoma xenopodis
Lineage: Eukaryota; Metazoa; Platyhelminthes; Monogenea; Polystomatidea; Polystomatidae
Source: the annotation of a GenBank genome assembly